This is a messenger RNA of Lindgomyces ingoldianus, 869 nucleotides long. RefSeq lists its product as uncharacterized. The coding region runs from base 200 to 685 and encodes 161 amino acids. The transcript has a single exon. Lineage: Eukaryota; Fungi; Ascomycota; Dothideomycetes; Pleosporales; Lindgomycetaceae. The record is from RefSeq and is a predicted model, not a curated record.
CCGGUGAGCUACCCCCAAAGUCUCCAUAUUCUUCCCCACUCGUAUAACCACGAGUCAGUUGAUGGUCUGAACAUUGCGAGACUGUCUCCCUCUACUCUGACGAAAAUUUGCAGACUGGGACCCGACAGACUGUCCAUGAGUGCCCAAGAACAAGUCGCGCGUGGGGGUGCAAAGUUGGCCGCCAUGUUGGAGAGGAGGAAUGAGGAGCCUGGAAUGGGCGAUGAGUGGGAGACGAGAGCAGGCUGGUAGGGCUGUAGCCGACAGGCUGGAUCCAUCCACAGACAGUGAGAAAAAAUUGCGCCUCUGCGUCGCUUCAGAAGCUAAGCCGCCGAAUUUUGCGUGGUGCAGAUGGGCAGCAGAAAAAAGCCACACUUCCGCGGGGGUUUCGAACACACUGGCUAGCAUCCCGCAUCUUGAAAAGAGGGACGUAAAGCGAUGCCGCGGGGACAGUGGCCGGACUCGGGAUGACGGCCAUCAAUUGUUAAUUGCCAUGCUCGCCUGUCCCGACUCUUCGAACCCUCCUAGCUCCGGGAGAAGCGGGCUCCCACACAGGUCACGUGUCAAUCCAGCGGAGCUUUGCAAUUGGCCAGGACGCUUAUCAGGAGCCUACGACACCACGGUUGGCCCAUCGCAGAAAUCUCGAUGUCGUUCGACGUGCAGCGAUGGGGGCUCAAUGAACCACUAGGGUGCUAGCAACCUGUCCACCAUUGGCGGAGAUGACGUUGAAAUUGCUGUCCGCGCGAACAUUUCUUUUCAAGCACCACCAGCACGCCAGCACGCCAGCACCCCGCCAGCAUGAGAGCUCAACCACGCCUAUUUAUACGGCCUAACGCUCCUCUACACCUCUCCAUCGCGCGCCUGAUCCUCCU